Messenger RNA from Saprolegnia parasitica CBS 223.65, 588 nucleotides. Its product is annotated as methionine-R-sulfoxide reductase. Gene Ontology annotation, molecular function: peptide-methionine (R)-S-oxide reductase activity. Bases 51 to 440 code for a protein of 129 amino acids. The record is from RefSeq and is a predicted model, not a curated record. Lineage: Eukaryota; Oomycota; Saprolegniomycetes; Saprolegniales; Saprolegniaceae. Gene Ontology annotation, biological process: protein repair; response to oxidative stress. The transcript has a single exon.
GUUGAAAUCAGGCGCAGAGUUCGACUUUCGACGACGAAGACAGCAGCGGCAUGACGAGCAUCAACCUCAGCGAAGGCGAGUGGCGGACCAAGCUCUCCAAGGAGCAGUUCCGCGUGCUGCGCGAGAAAGGCACGGAGCGCGCUGGCACGGGCGAGUACAACAAGCACUACGAAGAGGGCGUCUACCACUGCGCCGGCUGCGACGCGCCCUUGUACAAGUCGAGCCACAAGUUCGACUCGGGCUGCGGCUGGCCCGCGUUCUUCGACGCGCUUCCCGGUGCGAUCACGGCCAUCCCGGACGAAGAUGGCUACCGCGUCGAGAUUGUCUGCGCGGCUUGCGGCGGCCACAUGGGUCACGUCUUCAAGAACGAAGGCUUCAAGAACCCGACGAACGAGCGUCACUGCGUCAACAGCGUGUCGAUCCGCUUUGCGCCAGCCUAAUGCGACUUGUGUAUCCUCUCUACCGCGUUGAUGGUCGUCAAAGAGCCGCCUCCUUCGACAGCGCGCUCUCCACCCUCCACCUCUAGGGCUCCGUUGUAUAUCGCGGCAACGGCCAAGGCGAUAAGAAAAUACAUCUUAUAUACACACC